This is a messenger RNA of Choloepus didactylus (southern two-toed sloth), 7016 nucleotides long. RefSeq names its product nuclear factor of activated T cells 2 (gene NFATC2). Lineage: Eukaryota; Metazoa; Chordata; Mammalia; Pilosa; Megalonychidae. Gene Ontology annotation, molecular function: RNA polymerase II cis-regulatory region sequence-specific DNA binding; DNA-binding transcription factor activity, RNA polymerase II-specific; transcription factor binding. The transcript has 11 exons. The record is from RefSeq and is a predicted model, not a curated record. Gene Ontology annotation, biological process: cytokine production; regulation of transcription by RNA polymerase II; calcineurin-NFAT signaling cascade. Gene Ontology annotation, cellular component: transcription regulator complex. Bases 218 to 2986 code for a protein of 922 amino acids.
GCCGCCGCCGCCGCGCAGCUCCCCCAAGCGCGUCCAGGACCCGCUGCGCCCCGCGCGCCAUCCCCGGACCUCGCGUGCGCCCCCCACGAGGAAAGUGUCCCCGCCGCUCGACCCGCCUCUCCGCCGGCUUCCUGCCGCCGUCGCCACCCCGGCGGGGGCCUGGGACCCGGGCUCAGGGAGCAAGCCAAGGCUGCGCCCGCCCGCCGCGCUGCGUGCCAUGGACGCCCUGGAGCAGCAGCCCGACCCCGACGGCGGGGACGCCCCAGGCCACGAGCCCGGGGGCAGCCCCCAAGACGAGUUCGACUUCUCCAUCCUUUUCGACUAUGACUAUAUGAAUCCUGGCGAAGAAGAGCCGAAUGCACAUAAGGUCGUCAGCCCACCCUCUGGACUUCCGUACCCCGAUGAUGUCCCGGACUAUGGCCUCAAGCCAUACAGCCCCCUCCCCAGUCUCUCUGGCGAGCCCCCGGGCCGAUUCGGAGAGCCGGAUCGGGUAGGGCCCCAGAACUUUCUGAGUCCGGCCAAGCCAAUGGGGGCCUCGGGCCUGAGCCCUCGGAUCGAGAUCACUCCAUCCCACGAACUGAUACAGGCAGGGGGCCCCCUCCGCAUGAGAGACACUGGCCUUCUGGUAGAGCAGCUGCCCGCGUCGGGGGUGGCUGCUGGCCCGAGGUUCACCCUGCCCGUGCCUGGCUUCGAGGGCUACCGCGAGCCGCUUUGCUUGAGCCCCGCUAGCAGCGGCUCCUCUGCCAGCUUCAUUUCCGACACCUUCUCCCCCUACACCUCGCCCUGCGUCUCGCCCAAUGACGGCGGGCCCGACGACCUGUGUCCCCAGUUUCAAAACAUCCCUGCUCAUUAUUCCCCCAGAACCUCGCCAAUAAUGUCACCUCGAAGCAGCCUCGCCGAGGACACCCGUCUGGGCCGCCACUCGCCCGUGCCCCGUCCAGCGUCCCGCUCCUCGUCGCCUGGUGCCAAGCGGAGGCAUUCGUGCGCCGCCGAGGCCUUGGUUACCCCACUGCCCGGAGCCUCACCCCAGCGCUCCCGGAGCCCCUCGCCCCAGCCCUCGCCUCUCGUGGUCCCCCGGGACGACGGUGCCUUGGCCGGGUACCCACCCACGGCGGGCUCUGCCAUCCUCAUGGAUGCCCUCAACAGCCUCGCCCCGGACUCACCUUGCGGGGUCCCCCCCAAGAUGUGGAAGACCAGCCCGGACCCAUCACCUGUGUCCGCUGCCCCAUCCAAGUCCGGCCUGCCCCGCCACCUUUACCCAGCUGUGGAGUUCCUGGGGCCCUGCGAACAGGAGGAGAGGAGAAACUCGGCCCCCGAGUCCAUCUUGCUAGUGCCACCUGCUUGGCCCAAGCAGCUGGUGCCUGCCAUUCCCAUCUGCAGCAUCCCAGUGACUGCAUCCCUCCCUCCUCUUGAGUGGCCACUGUCCAGCCAGUCGGGCUCCUAUGAGCUGCGGAUCGAGGUGCAGCCCAAGCCACACCACCGGGCCCACUAUGAGACAGAAGGUAGCCGAGGUGCCGUCAAAGCUCCAACCGGUGGCCACCCUGUGGUCCAGCUCCACGGCUACAUGGAAAACAAGCCUCUGGGACUUCAGAUCUUCAUUGGGACGGCUGAUGAGCGGAUCCUCAAGCCCCAUGCCUUCUACCAGGUUCACCGGAUCACGGGCAAAACUGUCACCACCACCAGCUAUGAGAAGAUCGUGGGCAACACCAAAGUCCUGGAGAUUCCUCUGGAGCCAAAAAACAACAUGAGGGCAACCAUCGACUGUGCAGGGAUCCUGAAGCUCCGAAACGCCGACAUCGAGCUGCGGAAAGGCGAGACCGACAUCGGAAGAAAGAACACUCGGGUGCGGCUGGUUUUCCGGGUGCAUAUUCCGGAGUCCAGCGGAAGGAUCGUCUCUUUGCAAACCGCCUCCAACCCCAUCGAAUGCUCCCAGCGAUCUGCCCACGAGCUGCCCAUGGUCGAGAGACAAGACAUCGACAGCUGCCUGGUCUACGGGGGCCAGCAGAUGAUCCUCACGGGGCAGAACUUCACGGCCGAGUCCAAAGUUGUGUUCACCGAGAAGACCACAGAUGGGCAGCAGAUUUGGGAGAUGGAAGCCACAGUGGAUAAAGACAAGAGUCAGCCUAACAUGCUGUUUGUCGAGAUCCCUGAAUAUCGAAACAAGCACAUCCGUGCGUCUGUGAAGGUGAACUUCUAUGUCAUCAAUGGGAAAAGGAAACGAAGCCAGCCUCAGCACUUUACCUACCACCCAGUCCCAGCCAUCAAGACAGAGCCCACCGAUGAGUAUGACCCCUCCUUGAUCUGCAGCCCCACCCACGGAGGCCUGGGGAGCCAGCCUUACUACCCACAGCACCCAAUGGUGGCUGAGGCCCCCUCUUGCCUUGUGCCCACCAUGGCUCCCUGCCAGCAGUUCCGUUCAGGGCUCUCAUCCCCCGACGCCCGCUACCAACAGCAGAACCCAGCGGCCGUCCUCUACCAGCGGAGCAAGAGCCUGAGCCCCAGCCUCCUGGGUUACCAGCAGCCGGCCCUCAUGGCUGCCCCCCUGGCCCUCGCGGAUGCCCACCGCUCCGUGCUGGUGCACGCCGGCGCCCAGGGCCAGGGCUCAGCCCUGCUCCACCCCUCUCCAGCCAACCAGCAGGCCUCGCCGGUCAUCCACUACUCGCCCACCAACCAGCAGCUGCGCUGCGGGAGUCACCAGGAGUUCCAGCACAUCAUGUGCUGCGAGAAUUUCGCACCCGGCUCUGCCAGGCCCGGCCAGCCUCCGGUCAGCCAAGGUCAGAGGUUAAGCCCGAGUUCUUACCCCACGGUCAUUCAGCAGCAGAAUGCCACAAGCCAAAGAGUCGCCAAAAACGGACCCCCAGUCAGUGACCAAAAGGAAGUAUUACCCACAGGAGUGACAAUUAAACAGGAGCAGAAUCUGGACCAGACCUACUUGGAUGAUGAGCUGAUAGACACACACCUUAGCUGGAUACAAAACAUAUUAUGAAACAGAAUGACUGUGAUCUUUGAUCCAAGAAAUCAAAGUGAAAGUCAAUGAAAUUAUCAGGAAGGAGUUUUCAGGACCUCCUGCCAGAAAUCAGACGUAGAAGAAGCCAUUAGCAAGACACCUUCCGUACCUGACCCCUGGAGCCUUCCACUGCCCCCCACCUUCUGUUUCCUUUACUGUACAUCUCCUGACUCGGAGCCCACACGUGGAACAAUGUGUUGGCGCAAAGCGGACUCGAUUAAGGAGCUCGCCACCUCUCUCUGUAAACACCAGAGAGCACACUCUUCCUUUUUAUUUUUGUCUUAAACCCCAAAGAGCAUCCCAGUUGACCUUAAUGGUGUUCCAUCCAGUCAUUAAGUGCCUGCUGACUGAAAACCCAUUCCAAACAAGACAGCCACUACUCACCCGAAAACCGAGUGACUGGAGCGUGGUGGGUAGGGCUGGGUGGGGAUGCAGGAUGUGGGUGCUGUGAUUAAACCCCACCCCUUGCACUCGUUUUUCCAGGUCCCAGAUACAGCUUCUGUACCUUUUGAAGGAAGGGAGUUCUCAAACCAAGCAACCAAAGCAACGUGGCCCCCAAGUCUGGCUUAUGGGCCGAAGAACCCCCAAUCACUCUCAGUAAAAAGAGAAGCUGGGCCAUCAUCCUUAGGGAGGCUUGUUCCCUGCCACCACUGGGCCACAGCUAAAGCUUUAGUUUUGAAUUCUCUCAUUCCCAAACAAAGCUAUCCAGCCAACGUGAUAUCACCUGUUAAAACUUCUCGGCAUUAAGUUAUGACACCUGUACAUGUGUUAUAUUUCUUUUCUUUCUUUUUUUUUUCUCCUGCUUCAAAAAGCUGGCAAAGACCGCUAGCUGUCUAGUCGUCCCGGCCAGCUGCUUUCACCCCCGCAACACGUGGUCAGUGCUAACGCAGUUUCCAGGGACUGGAGAAGUUAACCAAGGCUACAGCUAGCAAGCGCCAUCAGCUGCAAAUCUACAACCUAAUGGCUUUCCAAGCCCCACCCCCUCUCGCUUUCUUCCUAAAAGUGAGAGCGCUUCUCCAUAAAAUAGAAGAAUCUUAAGCAUGUGCAAUGAAUUUUGAGGAGGACUGGCAGAUGGACUAAAACAACCAAAAAAAAUAAGUGCAGAUAUUUUUUAAGUAAAAUGGUCAGUAAAUGAGGCAAUUGGCAGGCCCGAGUACUUGUCUAAGUGGGUUCCACCAAGAGAGCACAAAUAGGCUGAAUUCCUUCUCUGCCCUACACUCAAGAAGUGGGACAGCAAAGCUCAGGCUUUGGCCCCAAGUUCAUUGGUUAUUUGGACCUGAACCCAUUUUAAUCUGCUCUCAGAGUGCUGGCCGGAAGACCCGUCUGUGUGAGCUGCCUCAGCACACGCACAUGCUGCCAGACGCAGAUCCGCUCACACUCCUGUCCUUCGUUUGAAUCAGCUCUGCUCAGACAAGUCGUACAUUGUGUGUGUGUUUUACCCCCCAAUUGUUUCUCUCCACAGAGCGUGCAGUGGCAGUGGUGUCCACCAAGUCUUCCUCUAUUAGUGCUAUUUUUGCAAACAGUUCUUGUCGGGUGGGUUUUUAUCUCACAGAUGCUCUGCUGUUUGCAUUUAUUGCUGACAUCCCAGGAUAAGCUUGGGGUUCAUCUCCAGUCAUCCCACCAUUUCCCCAGCAAUCAAUCACAAAGUGUGAGAUAUCCCUAGCACUCUUCAAAAGACGGUGCACAGAGUGAUUUCUCUCUUGGGGCUCUUAAGGAGAGAAUCAUGGAGGUUAAACACUGAGGGUUCUCUAAUUCCUGGCUAGUGAGUUAAGUUAUCCCAAAUCAAAACCUUCUUGAGCGCUAGGCCAGGAGCUUAGAACUAGUAACCACAGCCUGGUGGGUUUAGCGCUCCAAAUAGAGGAGAGAAUGCACCCACUUGUCUGUAACCUUUUGCUCAAUAUCUGGCAUAUGUCUUCCCCAACAACAGGGGACCUCUCCUCCAGCCACCCCAAGCACAGUUAAUAAAAAUCCCCUUUUCAACAAGUAGAAUGCCAAGAAGUUGUUGACCGCUACUGAAGAGCUACUGGGAUGCUCAACUCUUCCUAAUGAACAAAGAAUGUUCCUUAUACAACAAGCAGCUUUACCUAAACAAUUUUCUCUCCAGCCAUUCUGACUUCACUGGGGAAGAAUUAAGAGUGUUUGGUGAGUGAUUUGUUCUCACUCGACAUGGCCAGGAGCCAUAUUUGCACAUGAGGGAAUUUGGCCUUUCCUCAGUUAUCUGAAUGUUUUACCCAAGUGCCUUCCUGCUAUUGUAGCAAAGUAGCUCAGCUUCAUUGUCUACGGGGUGAAAAAGGACUAAUGCAUUUUCCAUCAGUCUUCUAACCAUGUUAGUUAAAAGGGCCUCCUGGUGGCUCAAACUUCUGUACAUAUAUAUGUACGUGUCUGUAUGAUACAUACACAAGUCCUCUUUCUCUAAGACUUCUUAGCUGGAUAUUAUAGGAAGCACUUUCAUAAACAACUGUACAACUGUACCAAAUAGCAAAGGAAAGAAAUACAAGCAUUAGUCUUGAGUCAUAAACAGGCAAGAGAAAGUGUAUUAGGAAUCGACAGCUAUCAGGAAAGGUUUGUCAGUUACAAAUGUGCCAGGAGGAAAUUUUGCCACGAGUUAAUAGCUCAUACUUUCAGGAUGGGAAGAGGCAAUAUAGAUCCUCUAAGAGAACGAGCAAGUAAGGGUGUCCAAAUGGUGAAGAUGGUUGUGUUGCACGUGUUUUAGAAGGAUCUCAGUUAAGAAAAGAUUUGCACUUGCUGCAUCGGCGUUAAUGUAAAUAGGUAGCACGUCCGGCAGAAAUUACCAUGUUGCUGAAUGUAGUGUAUUUCCAAAGUUUGCAAGUCUUCCUGUAAUUGUACAAAAAUACUGCUGCUUGAUAAUAUAUAAUAGCAACCCAAAUUAAUUAGUAUGUUAUUAAAUUUUAUUUUCUUAUCUGUAUUUUAUGCUUUUUAACCUGUCCUCAAAAUAUUGCACCCGUUGGAAUUAGAAGAUAUUUAUAAAUGGCCAGAAAUUGUUUUUCAAGUGUUCUUUUUUUACAUACAUGUUGAUGGUUUUUCACUGAUGUAUUCUUGAAAAUUUGUUAAUCAUUCCCCAACCCAUCCCCAGAAAAAAACAACUCAGAGCCUGGUUGUCAGUCAUCUGUCUCCUAGAAGAAAGCACUUCAGGAGAAAGGAGGAGGAUGCUUUGCUGGAGAAGGAAUGAAGCCGAUUUCCUUCAAUGCUGAGCCUGCAUCUCGUCACUUGAGGAGAACUGUGUUGUACAGUGUCUAUAUCUCCAAAAUAAGUGAUCUAGAAGAUGAUUUUGAUUUUUUUGAAAACUGUUUAUUGUAAUGGGAUUCAAAAAGAAUUUAAGUUCAAAGAAUCCUAAAUGUCUAAAGAGCCGACCAAAUCCAAAUCCUGGUAGAUAAUCAUCAGAUGCAUUAUCCAAAGGAUGGAAUCAGCAUAGACAGAGGCUAGGAUUAAUUGAGUGGCUUCCUUCUAUGAAUUGAGAAGUACUGAUGGAGCAUUUCUUGUUUACAUCCAGUGGCCAAGAAAUCCAUCUUAGCAAACCAGCUGUGGCCAGCACGGGAGCUGUCAUAUUUAGACAGAUCAGAAGCUGAUAUGUUCUAAUUGUUACUCUGGACUUCAAGUAAGGCUGAGUUUUUGACAUGAAAACACAUACACACACACACACACACACACACACACACUUUCUAAGAACUUUCUAUUGUUUCAAAUUGAAAACAUGUCGGGGUCCAGUUAACAACCUUGUUCAUUUCCAGUUUACAAGAGGCACGUGGCUUUUGAAGUUCUUAACAAGCUGGGGUAACAAUCCUCAAACUCAUUUUCUGGAGAUACAGCCCUUUAACACCAGCAUUCUAAGCUCAGGUCUCCUAGACUUGGGAGUUUGAGCACCGAGUCUCAUGGAACCAAACCAGCUAAUUGAACUACAAGUGUUUUCCUGCAUUCAAACUAGAUGCUAAAAAAAAAAAAAAAAAAAAAGAACCACAUAAAACUGUGAUCAGAAUCAUCAAUUUCCCCC